This is a messenger RNA of Coregonus clupeaformis (lake whitefish), 5091 nucleotides long. Its product is annotated as phosphofurin acidic cluster sorting protein 2-like. Bases 195 to 2825 code for a protein of 876 amino acids. Gene Ontology annotation, biological process: protein localization to plasma membrane. The record is from RefSeq and is a predicted model, not a curated record. The transcript has 24 exons. Gene Ontology annotation, molecular function: transmembrane transporter binding. NCBI's taxonomy places the organism in Eukaryota, Metazoa, Chordata, Actinopteri, Salmoniformes, Salmonidae.
CACAAGCGAGGAGACAGGAGGAGCAUUUCGUCUGGAACUACCCUCUGCGCUGACUCCCCAUUGUACCAACUUAACCGCGCGAAUAACUGAUUUAACUUGCUAACGCACAUUAAGACAAAUACAUAUUUUAUUCAGAUAGCUAUCUUUUUACUGCCUCGGCUCGUGUGGACGUUUAGCCAGCCGCAUAACGAACCAUGGCGGAGCGAAGUGGCCGGCUGAGCUUUGGUGGAGGUGCUCUCAAUAGACCCGUGCCUAUGAACCUGUUCGCCACAUGGGAAAUAGAUGGAUCUUCCCCGAGUUGCAUCCCGAGGUUGUGCAGUCUGACUCUGAAGAAGUUGGUGGUUCUGAGGGAGCUGGACAAGGAGCUCAUCUCUGUGGUCAUCGCCGUCAAGAUCCAGGGCUCCAAGAGGAUCCUGAGGUCCCACGAGAUAGUGCUGCCCCCUAGUGGCUCGGUGGAGACUGACCUAGCUCUCACCUUCUCACUGCAGUACCCUCACUUCCUGAAGAGAGAGGGCAACAAGCUCCAGAUCCUGCUGCAGAGGAGGAAGAGAUACAAGAACAGGACUAUCCUGGGAUACAAGACCCUGGCUGUAGGAACCAUCGAUAUGGCUGAGGUGAUGCAGCAGCCAACGGAGGGGAGCCAAGUUCUGUCUCUGUGCAGUAACCAGAAGGAGAUGCUGGGUAAAGUAGCAGAGAUCUGGAUCUUCUCUCUGUCCAGUCAGCCCAUAGACCACGAGGAGGCCGCUCUGCAGGAGGGAACCAAGAUCAAAUGCUCAGAUAACUAUUCGGAGGAGGAAUAUGAGAGUUUCUCUUCAGAGCAGGAGGCCAGUGACGACGCUGUCCAGGGUCAGGACCUUGAGGAUGAUGAGUAUGAUGUGAGGAAGCCUAAGAAGCAGAGGAGGUCCAUCGUAAGAACUGCUUCAAUCACCAGGCAGCAGAACUUUAAACAGAGAGUGGUGGCCCUGCUGAAGAGGUUCAGAGUCUCAGACGAGGUCUUGGACUCAGAGCAGGACCCGGCUGAGCCCCCUCCAGAGGUGGAGGAGGAUCUGGACCUAGAGAGUCUGGAGUUUGAGAACCCCAGUGACAGUGGACCAGAACUUGACGAUGACGACAGUGUCCUCAGCACCCCCAAACCCAAACUCAAGCCAUAUUUCGAGGGUCUCUCCCUCUCCAGUUCUCAGACAGAGAUCGGCAGCAUCCACAGAGAGCCACCCAGUCCGAUGGAUCCAGGCCAGACUAAAAGUAGCGGAGCCACGUUCCAGGUUGACAGCGUCUCAGAUAAUGGCUCAUUUCAAGAGGAGCAACCAGAGGCAGUAACCCCCACUACGGAGUUGGAGAUGGACAACAUGGACACCUUCUUGGAGAAGCUGCCCCCUACUGGCAAGAUGAAGAAGACAGAGUCCCUCAUCAUCCCGUCCAACAGAUGGCAGGAACCUAAGAUGGUGGGGAGGAGAGGGAGGAGUACGUCCCUAAAGGAGCGCCAGCCCAACAGACCACAGAAUGAGAGAGCCAACAGCCUGGACAACGAACGCUCCCUCGACACACACUGCCAUCUACAGAUCCCCAGGAAGACCGUGUACGACCAGCUGAACCACAUCCUGGUGUCUGACCACCAUCUACCUGACAGCAUCAUCCUCAUCAACACAUCUGAUUGGCAGGGCCAGUAUCUGUCAGAUGUUCUCCAGAACCACCACCUCCCAGUGGUGUGCACCUGCACUACAGCAGACAUCCAGGCUGCCUUCAACACCAUCGUCUCGCGCAUACAGAGAUUUUGUAACUGUAACAGCCAGACGCCCAUCCCCAUAAAGAUAGCGGUGGCUGGGGCUCAACACUACCUCGGUGCAGUCCUCAGGCUGUUCGUAGACCACCUGUCUUACAAGACCCCCGACUGGCUGGGCUACAUGAGGUUCCUCAUCAUACCGCUUGGAUCCCACCCAGUCUCCAAAUACCUGGGUACCAUCGACUAUCGAUACAACAGUUUAUUCCAGGAUACUGCGUGGAGGGACCUCUUUCACAAGCCAGAAGCUCCAGUCAUGGUGCAGGAGACUCCAGACGUGGUUUCCAGGGUAACCCAGUAUAUGGUCGGGGCCAGCGGCGCUCACCAACUCCCCAUCGCUGAGGCCAUGCUCACAUACAAACAGAAGAGCCCAAAUGAGGACUCUUGUCAGAGGUUCAUCCCGUUCAUCGGGAUGGUGAACGUUGGAAUGGUGGAACAGUCAUCAGCGACAUCAGGUGACUCGGACGAUGCAGCUCCCAUGGCGACGGCCCUCCUCUCCUCCACCCCUCCUCAGGUGUCCCCCGCCCUGAAGGAAGCCUCGCCCACCCCUCCUUCCUCCCCCUCUGUCCACAGCUCAUACAGUUCUCCCCAGGGGGAGCUGAUGGGACUACAGGUUGACUACUGGGUGGCUCCCUGCCCGGCUGACAGGAAGAGGGACGUGGAGAAGAGGGACUCUUCCUCCUCCUCCUCCUCCUCUAAGAACACUCUGAAGUGUACGUUUCGCUCGCUCCAGGUCGGCAGGCUCCCCCAGGCCGGGGCCCAGCCGCAGACCACCAUGUCCAUGACCGUCGUCAUGAAGGAGAAGAACAAGAAGGUCAUGUUCCUGCCAAAGAAGACUAAAGACAAGGACAUGGAGUCCAAGAGCCAGGUCAUCGAGGGCAUCAGUCGACUGAUCUGCACAGCCAAGCACCAGCAGACCAUGCUGAGGGUGCUGAUUGAUGGAGUGGAGUGGAAUGAUGUCAAGUUUUUCCAGUUGGCAGCACAGUGGUCGUCACACGUCAAACAUUUCCCCAUCGGGAUCUUUGGACACACUAAAGGCCCUUAUUAACAAGCCACGCAUUUUCGACUGGUCCCAGAUCUGUCUGUGCUCUUUCCAACUCCUAUGGUCAUUGUCAAGCCAAACGUUGGCAAGGCAGCACAAACAGAUCUGGGACCAGGCUACGCACCCCGCUGUCUUAAUUUAAGCCCCAGCUUUACCUAUUGUUUAAGUUCAUACUUCUUUUGUGUUUUCUUCUUGUUGUUGUUUUUAUAUAUUAUAAAACUUCUCAAGGCAAGGCUGUCGCAAGGAGAUUUAGUUCUCACCAAGCUUUUUAAACCCUGCUGAUGUUUUAUAGACUUUUGAAGAAGGAAAAAGAUGAGCGGAAACCUAAAUGAAAUAAUUGUUUGGAAAAUGAACGACUUAACUCUUAACUAGCGAUGCGCAAACCUUCGGCACGCUCCCUCCCCCACUUUGCUUUUUUUAUGUGGCGAAGAUGGAUAGUUUCAAACACUUUCCCAGGCACGUCCUAAUUCAAGAUCACUUCGUAACCAAAGGCACUGAAAACGAUGGACAACACAAUAACAUAUGUUAUCUUGUCAGCCUUGGAAGAAGUGGUCUGGAUCCUCCACUGAAAUGACUUUAACCACCCUAGACACCCCUAGUCCUGGGGUGUAUUCACUAGGAACCAAACGGAAGCAAACAUAAUGAAAACGGGACAGGAACCUACCAGAAUGUGUCCAAAAUAAACUAAUUUUUCAUUGCAAAACGUUUUGUUGCACUGCGGUUUGCUACGCUGUGCACUAAUGAAUACUCCCCUAAUGCCAGUGGCUCCUGUUGUUGAAGCAGGCCACAGACCCUUUUCACUCAUCGGAAGAAGAGUGAAAUGUGCAAUAGACUUAGCCUGAAAUCCAUACCUGCUUUGUGCUAUUUUUCCACUCCUUUUACUCUGUGUCAUAUGUUUGGCAAUGACAAGGAGUGGCAUGAUUGCACAAACAGACAGGUACCCAGGCUACAAUAUACUGUAUAUUGUCCUGUAACAUCCAAUCGAUUAUAUGUAAACGCAGCUCAUAAUUGAGAUGGAACCGACCCUGCACUGACUAAUGGUUGGUGAAUCCCUUGCUCUCUCGCACUCUAUCCUGUCCUCUUAUCUUCUUCUUUAGAAAGGGAGCAGUGGACGUACCACCAGCCAUCACCAAGCUAUCCCAGAGAAUAUCUCAUACAUAUCCCCUCCUUCUUUAUCCGUCCGUCCUUGUAACCCCAUCUCUUUAUCUCACAACAACCACACACACACACACACACACCUUCUGGCAGAACACUAGACAUACAGUUAAGACUGCAACUCACAGAUGACCUGAUCCUACAGCCAUUAUAUUUAGAGAAUUGGAACAGUGACGUUUCUGCAUUAUGAUGUAUUUACACGACACCUCAACGUUCUAUGGCAGCCAUGUUAGCUCCCCAUUAAACAUUACAUAUGGAAUAUUUAAACAAAGCUAUUCAACUGAAUGUGUAGGAUUAGAACAAUAUUCAGAAUUCUAAAUCUGUGGCUUUGUUUACCCGCUCCGGAUGAUAGUCUACUACUUCAUGAUGUAGAGGUGAAUGUAUACAUUGAUGAAAACCUUAAUGUAAAGCACUUUUUUAAAAAUGUUUAGGUCCAUUCUAGAGGGUCAGUGUUUUUAAACCCCCCCCCCCCCCACGGAAGAAAAUGGGGUGGGACUACGUGAACUUGUCCAAUAAGAAACUUGUUCGCAACGGCGCGUGCCACUAAUGAAUACACCACUGAUGCAAACUAGCUGCAGAUCACUAAUGGCACAUAGACAGGCAUUGUAAUCUGUCAUACUUCUGAGCUGACCAGACAUAAAUAAAAAAAAACAGUACGGUUAAUUUAACGUGUGCAUUAAAAAACCCAUACAAUAAAACUGCACUGCGUCACUGCUGUGACAUCAGAUCGUCCCUUAUUUUGCUUGGUCUCUUGGAUGCCACUCAGUAAAACACUUAGUGCUAUUUACAAUACUAAUUUCAAAACACUUUUUUUUAAAACAGUCGGGCUUCAUAAUAUUUUCAGAAGUUAGAGAAGCUUUUAAAAACUGUAGCAACCAAAUUACUACUUAUUUGUUGAAGUAUCGUCAACCACUCCUUAUGUAAACGUUGUACUAGUUAGUACAGUCCUUGGUGAAACUUCGUCAUAAUAACAACACUAUGAAAUACAUUUAUAGCCUACUGUUGUAGCAGUGAUUUCAUUGUGUGCCGAAUAUUUAAACCAUUACCAAGAUAAUAAUAAUAAUAAUAAUAAUAUGCCAUUUAGCAGACGCUUUUAUCCAAAGCGAAUUACAGUCAU